AUGGCUGCUCUCGUCAACGUCCGUCGCGAUGUCAGCGACCCUUUCUAUCGCUACAAGAUGGAGCGUCUGCAGACCAAGAUUGAGGGCAAGGGCAACGGCAUCAAGACCGUUGUUGUCAACCUAAGCGGUGUCGCCCAAUCCUUGGCUCGUCCUGGUGCCUACCUCAUCAAGUACUUUGGCUUUGAGCUUGGCGCCCAGACCAACAUUGACCCCCCGGAUGAUCGCUGGAUUAUCAACGGCGCCCAUGAGGCUAGCAAGCUUCAAGAACUGUUGGACGGCUUCAUUGGCAAGUUUGUUCUCUGCAAGAAGUGCAAGAACCCAGAGACCGCCGUUGAGAUCAAGGAUGGUCGCAUCCUGCUCGACUGCAAGGCGUGUGGUCAGCGUACCGAAGUUGACCUGCGCCUGAAGCUCAGCGGCUUCAUCCUCAAGAACGUCCCCAAGAAGACCAAAAAGGACAAGGCCGAACGCAAGGCUGCCCGCAGGGCCAAGCAGAACGGCAAGGGCGACAAGGAAAAUGGCUCUGGAGGCGACGACGCUUCUGACCAGGCCUCCCCCAUUGGCGACAAGGGCAUCGAGAGUGAUGACGAUGCCCUGACCCGCAAGAUCAAGACUGAGGCUCAGGUUCUUGAGACCAAGGCGGUUGAGGUCAAGGACGACGAAUGGGCUGUGGACAUGAGUGCCGAAGCUGUCAAGGCUCGUCAGCAGCAGCUUCCUGGCGAGUUUAAGCAGAAGCUCGUUCUGAACGGAGACGAUGAGGAUGAGGAGGGCGAGGGCGGUGGAAACACCGUCUACGAUCAGUUGGGCACCUGGAUCCAGGAGCAGGCUGAGACCAAGGAUGGCAUCGACAACGUUGACGACGUUGAUAUCUACAUCAAGGCAAAGGAGCUGGGCAUUGAGUCCAAGCAUCGCACUGUUCUGGUUCUUGUGCAGACCAUUUUCGACGAGAACAUUUGCGCCCAGAUCAGCAAGCGUGCCCCCAUGCUCAAGAGGAUUGUCUCGUCCGAGCGCCACGAGAAGGCCCUCCUCGGUGGCACCGAGCGUCUGAUCGGCCAGCUCGGCAAGGACCACCCGGAAAUGUACGACAAGAUUGUCAAGAUCCUGCAGCUGUACUACCACCAUGACCUCAUCUCCGAGGAGGUUGUGACCAAGUGGGGUUCUAAGGCUUCCAAGAAGUAUGUCGACCUGUCCACUUCUAAGAAGGUCCGCAAGGCUGCCGAGCCCUUCCUCAAGUGGCUUGCUGAGGCCGAAGAGGAGUCGGAGGAGGAGUCUGAGUAA
This is a messenger RNA of Canariomyces notabilis, 1275 nucleotides long. RefSeq lists its product as uncharacterized. Gene Ontology annotation, biological process: formation of translation preinitiation complex; formation of cytoplasmic translation initiation complex; translational initiation. The transcript is spliced from 2 exons. Lineage: Eukaryota; Fungi; Ascomycota; Sordariomycetes; Sordariales; Chaetomiaceae. Bases 1 to 1275 code for a protein of 424 amino acids. The record is from RefSeq and is a predicted model, not a curated record. Gene Ontology annotation, molecular function: GDP-dissociation inhibitor activity; eukaryotic initiation factor eIF2 binding; translation initiation factor activity. Gene Ontology annotation, cellular component: cytosol.